GGACCGAUAGCAAUUCGAGUUAGCGCAAGCCAGAAUGCAGAGCUUCCCAACCCGACCUCAGCACUACAACAAUCUUUUGCCUUGCGCUUCACUCUCCCGUCCACGCUCAUUUGACCUCCCCUUCACCCGCGCACUCCUUCGUCCUCCCUCCCCUGCACGCGUAGCUUGAGCCUUCUACCCAGAAAAGCGCGGUGCCGUGGCCAGGAAGGAUGUCAAUGCUCUCGAGAGCUUCAAGGGGACUGCCCUCGCAUGCGGCAUGGAGCGGGUUUUGCAGGACACAUAAUGUCGUCUCACGACGAUUACCCACGCUCUCGGCGCUCGCGCGAUACUAUGCGGAUAAAUCCUACCCCUCACACACCGUCAUCUCCAUGCCUGCCUUGAGCCCCACCAUGACUGCAGGCAACAUCGGCACGUGGCAGAAAAAGGUGGGCGAGAGCAUCAGCCCCGGCGAGGUGCUGGUGGAGAUCGAGACCGACAAAGCCCAAAUGGACUUUGAGUUUCAGGAAGAGGGUGUGUUGGCGAAGAUCUUGAAGGACAGCGGGGAGAAGGAUGUCCCCGUAGGCAACCCGAUUGCUGUCAUGGUGGAGGAAGAAGGCGACGUGUCUGCUUUCGAGAACUUCACUGUGGAAGACGCGGGCGGAGACAAGUCGCAACAGCAGUCGAAGCAGGAUGACAAGGGUGGUGAAGAGGCGGCUGAAUCGAAGAAGGAAGAGAAGUCGGAACCGAAAGAGGAGAAGAAGGAGGCUGCCCCAGCGGCUCAAGAAUCGCAGUCUACAGGCGAGAGACUAGAGCUCAGCUUGGACCGUGAAGGUGGCAUCGCUCCGGCAGCGAAGAAGGCUGCUCUUGAGAAGGGCGUUCCCAUCUCCGCGAUCAAGGGCAGUGGACCAAACGGACGGAUAAGCAAGAAGGACGUGGACAACUACAAGCCAUCCGCUGCGCCCGCCGCUGCCGCCGGUGGAGCAGCAGUGCCCAACUACGAAGACAUCGAAGCGUCGUCCAUGCGCAAGGCCAUCGCCUCGCGCCUCCGACAGUCCUGGAAUGAGAACCCACACUACUUCGUCUCCUCCAGCGUCUCCGUCACCAAGCUGCUGAAACUCCGCCAAGCACUGAACGCCGCCGCAGACGGCAAGUACAAACUCAGCGUCAAUGACUUCCUUAUCAAAGCUCUGGCUCUGGCAGCGCGCAAAGUCCCUGUCGCGAAUAGCAGCUGGCGUGAGGAAGGCGGCAAAGUCGUCAUCCGCCAGCACAACACCGUCGAUGUGAGCGUGGCCGUCGCAACACCCGUCGGCCUCAUCACGCCCAUCGUCCGAAACGUCACCGGCCAAGGCCUCGAGGCUAUCUCCACUCAGAUCAAGGACCUUGGCAAGCGGGCACGAGACAACAAGCUUAAGCCGGAGGAAUAUCAAGGCGGCACCAUCACCAUUUCCAACAUGGGCAUGAACGACGCCGUCGAACGAUUCACGGCUGUGGUUAACCCCCCGCACGCCACGAUCGUGGCCGUCGGUGCAGUCAAGAAGGUUGCAAUCCCCAGGGAAGCCGAGGACGGACUGGUAGAUGGCGUGGAAUGGGACGAGCAGAUCGUGCUGACCGGCAGCUUCGACCAUAAGGUCGUCGACGGCGCGGUCGGCGGCGAGUUCAUGCGGGAGCUGAAGAGGGUGGUGGAGAAUCCGCUGGAGAUGAUGCUGUAGGUUUACGGAGAUGGACGUCGCGUGGGGCAGCUGUUGGGAUUGAGUCUGCGUGCUGGGACCGGCAACUUGUACAGUGAGCUCAUUU
Messenger RNA from Neohortaea acidophila, 1773 nucleotides. Its product is annotated as dihydrolipoamide acetyltransferase. The record is from RefSeq and is a predicted model, not a curated record. Gene Ontology annotation, molecular function: dihydrolipoyllysine-residue acetyltransferase activity. Gene Ontology annotation, biological process: pyruvate decarboxylation to acetyl-CoA. Gene Ontology annotation, cellular component: pyruvate dehydrogenase complex. Bases 210 to 1688 code for a protein of 492 amino acids. Lineage: Eukaryota; Fungi; Ascomycota; Dothideomycetes; Mycosphaerellales; Teratosphaeriaceae. The transcript has 3 exons.